UGCAGCGCGUGAACCGGAAGCAGCAGCAGCCGCAGCUGUGUUGUUGUUGUUGUUGUUGUUGUUGUUGUCUUGUUGUGUUGUUGUGUUGUGUUGACGGACACUUUGAUAGCAGAGACUCGCCUGGAGGACAGCAACGACCAGAACCAGGUGGCCUCCUGCUGCAGCUGCCAUGGCGCUGAUCUCUCUGGAAGACCUCGACGGAUUGGACGAUGAGCAACUAGAUGAUGACAUCACAGACAACCCAGAGCCAAUGGAUGAAGACGAGCGGCUGCUGACACACUGGCAGGCGGUUGCCAGCACGCACCAUGUGUCUGUUCCUCCAGAUAUGACUGGACCCAUACAGGAAAUGACCAACAACCAGCAGAGGGAGCCAAUCCCCUUCACCCCAGUGUCCUGCCACGAGAAGAUGGGAGAGGUUCUGUACGAGGAGCGCUGCGUUCCCGCCGGUCACUGGGCCACUGUGACUAAAGGAGAAGAUCUGUACGAGCAGAGCAUCUCGAUGGGCUUCAUGAAGCUGAUGCGCUUUAUCUGCAAAGAAAACUCUGCAGGCAGAUAUUUGGGGAUGACGGUGCCGGUGAUGAAUCACAUCCGCAUCAAGCCGGACGGAAACACGUUUGAGAAAGACGUCCAGACGUCCAUCUUCCUGCCGGCGGAGUUCCAGCCAGAUCCUCCCAGACCCUCCGACCCCGACAUCACCAUCGUCUACCGAGAGCCAAUCAGAGUCGUCGCCAGGACGUUCUUCGGGACGACCACGGAGCAGACGCUGAGCGCUCAGAUCGCCGUGCUGUGGGAGAUUUUGGGCGCCGGCGCCGACGUCUGCAGAGACGGCUACAUGGUGGCGGUGUACGAGAACCCCGGCAUUCCUCGCCGCCGGAACGAGAUCUGGUUCCUCCGACGCAACCUGUAGACUUCCCAUCAUGCUCUGCUCCUCCUGUGAUUGGCUGCUUCGCUAUCUGCUUACUUCCUGUAGCUUCCACAGUUUCUUUUUUCAUGUCAUUGACGCUAAUGCUCCGAGUGUCUGAGAUCGGAAGUCGUACUUUCAGACUUCAGUUUGUCUGAAUGUUGACUGUAACCAUGACAAGAAACACGGCCGCUACUCGGAGGAUAUGCUGACUGUUCGGACUCGGAGACUCUAAACUCUUUCUUUCAGAGCUGCAGUAUCACUUUAUAUAGUAUAUAUAACUUAACGAUACAUAAACACAUAUUAAAGUGUUCUCAACAAACUGCUUGUUGAGUUUAAAACUAAUGAAAGGAAAUAAUUUCUAACUUUCUUUACCUGAACAAAUUCAACAUUGAAUUGAAUAUUAAAAAGAACGACAGUUACAUUUUAAAGUUCAGUUUUCUAAAGAUAUAUUCUCUCAACUAACACAAAUCUAAGAGUGCGUUUC
This is a messenger RNA of Perca flavescens (yellow perch), 1388 nucleotides long. RefSeq names its product heme-binding protein soul4 (gene soul4). Gene Ontology annotation, molecular function: heme binding. The record is from RefSeq and is a predicted model, not a curated record. The transcript has 6 exons. The coding region runs from base 170 to 907 and encodes 245 amino acids. NCBI's taxonomy places the organism in Eukaryota, Metazoa, Chordata, Actinopteri, Perciformes, Percidae.